Messenger RNA from Myxocyprinus asiaticus (Chinese sucker), 657 nucleotides. RefSeq lists its product as uncharacterized. The coding region runs from base 1 to 657 and encodes 218 amino acids. NCBI's taxonomy places the organism in Eukaryota, Metazoa, Chordata, Actinopteri, Cypriniformes, Catostomidae. The record is from RefSeq and is a predicted model, not a curated record. The transcript is spliced from 2 exons.
AUGGCCAUCUGGAAGCAUAAGAGGAGAAGAAGAGCUCCUACUCCCCGAUCACUGCCAGUGUUCAUGGCCAUGGAGUCCAUUCCCCUAUCAUUGCCUGUGUCCAUGACCACAGAGGUUGUUCCCCUAUCACUGCCUGUGUCCAUGACUACGGAGAUCGUUCCCCUAUCACUGCCCAUGCUCACGACCACGGAUGUCAUUUCCCAGGCACUGCCAGCACUCCCGACCACGGUGGCCGUUUUCCAGUCGCUGUCAGUGCUCCUGACCACGGUGACUCCAUCCUCAGAGUCUUCCAUGGCUCCGCCUCCAGCGGUCACGUCCGCUCUCCCAGUGACUCCGCCUCCAGUGGUCAUGUCCGCUCUCCCAGAGACUCCGCCUCCAGAGGUCAUGUCCGCUCUCCUAGAGACGACUCCUCCAGUGGUCACGUCCGCUCUCUCAGAGACUCCUCUUCCAGUGGCUCCGCCCUCUCCACCUCUGGAUCCUCCUCCUGGAAUUAAAUUCCCUGCUCCUCCUGUGGCUCUGCCAAUACCAACUAUGCACAUGAAGAUGUCUAAACCUGCUGGGCAUUACUGCCUGCCACAUCUCUGCCAGUGCCUUCAGUUGUCCAGCUAUGAGGUCAUCAGCCGGGAGCCACCUAUCACAGAUGUUUCACCCCAUUAA